Ciona intestinalis (vase tunicate) is the source of this 1796-nucleotide messenger RNA. Lineage: Eukaryota; Metazoa; Chordata; Ascidiacea; Phlebobranchia; Cionidae. The record is from RefSeq and is a predicted model, not a curated record.
UUAAAUCUAUAUUCUGUAGGUUUUAAAACGUAUAGUUACAUUCCUGCAAACUAAAAUGAUGAAACUUGUUCUCGUAAUAAUAUUUGCGGUCUUACCCGUCGUGUUUGCUUGUACGUGCGAGUUUAUGCAACCGCAAGAGAAAAUAUGCCACGACGACUUCGUUGGCAUUAUCGAGAUUCUAGCUGAGGACAUUAGAAGCAACAUAUUUCCGGGUGUUAUGGCAAGAGCAAAGAUAGUAAAGGUUUUCAAAGGAAAAUACCAAGAUUUUCGACCAAAUGACAUGAUUUAUAUUUACUCGGAUCCGGGUAGUUGUCUAUUAGAUGUGUGGUCGGGAAAACAAAUUAUUUCUGGCAAAACUUACAAUGGGGGAGUGAAAAUGGACCGAUGUUCGUUUCGUGAAUUGUUCGAUUAUUUCACUCCACAACAAAUCGAAGCAAUCGACUCUCAUAUAAGAAGUAAUGCUUACGACCGAGGAUGCAGCGCUUGUAAAAUUAAGAAGCAAUAUGACUUUAGCAUGUCAAAAGACAACGAGUGCCGGGAUGUGUACGAGUUUCCUGUGCAGACAUCUGCGUGUGUGGCUGGCAAUGACGGUACAUGCGGAUGGGUGGAUGUGUCACAACGUAGAGUUCAACUGCCGGGUCCCCAUGACUUCACCACACGAAACCCGGGCACUGCACCUACUGAGUUCGCAAUUCAUGACCCAACACCUACGCCAGUUACAAGGCAAAAUACAAAUUCUGCUACAACACAAAGUACAAUUUCUGCUACAACGCAAAUUUCACCUACAACAGCACAACCAUCUACAACAGAAUCAACGACAAUGCCAGUCACACAACCAAGUACGUCUGAAAGUACAACAACAACACCUAUACGGAUAAGAACACAGUCAACUACAGCAACUGUACCACCUACAACAACAGCGACAACAACAACAACAACAACAACGAGUCCUAAAACAACCACAGCAACAACAACAACAACGCCUACAACAACAUUAAGAACAACUACAACUACAGUAAGAUCCACAACACAAGUAAAACGAACCUGGAUACAGCACGUACGCGUAGCAGUAAGAUGGCCGACGUUCCAGUUUCGUAAGCGCUCAUAAAACUGUGUCUUUAACUUUGUAAUUAUUUAUUUUGCUUUAUAUUUACUGUAGGCUGGGGUAAGAUGAUACGUGUUUUCACUUUAUUUUACUCCAUUUGGUAAAAAAACAACGACUAUUUAGAGUUUUUAGUUAAUUAAAAAACGAAUAUGAAAUGUGGGAAAUAUUAUAGUAUCCAUCUUACCCCACGGUACUAUAUUUUGUUUUUUUUUACAAGUUUUGCCAGUGGUACUUUGUAUUCUCUGUCGAUUUUGUUUUGUCAUUUAUUUUAUCUUGUUGUUUUAUGUAUUUUAUAAAAUGUAAAUUAAAGUUUUUUUAAUUUUAUAAACACUCGAGCGUUUUUUAAAUCCUAAUUAUUUAUAUUUAAACUUUGCAAAGUAAUUUUUAACGAUAAAACAUUCUAAACGCCCUGUUUUCCAUCAAACUGUCAAGAACGAGGAUUAUCAAAAUGAAUGAUAUAUAUGGCGCAGCAACGUACACCUCACACUAACGAUGUUAGGAAACUAAAAAAUUAAAUUGGCCCUACCGAAAAUUAAAUUGAUUUAUGUUUUUUAUUUAAAUCUAAGGAAAUUGAAUUGUGUUUUUUAUUUCGCUUCUAUUUUGUAUGAAAUAUUUUAUUAUACCGUGUUUGAAAUUAUGUGCCUCGUGUACAGUUUCUCACUUUUAAAGUUCAUUAAAUCUAUACAGUUGA